Messenger RNA from Laetiporus sulphureus 93-53, 2610 nucleotides. RefSeq lists its product as uncharacterized. NCBI's taxonomy places the organism in Eukaryota, Fungi, Basidiomycota, Agaricomycetes, Polyporales, Laetiporaceae. Gene Ontology annotation, molecular function: DNA-binding transcription factor activity, RNA polymerase II-specific; zinc ion binding; transcription cis-regulatory region binding. The coding region runs from base 1 to 2610 and encodes 869 amino acids. The record is from RefSeq and is a predicted model, not a curated record. Gene Ontology annotation, cellular component: nucleus. Gene Ontology annotation, biological process: DNA-templated transcription; regulation of DNA-templated transcription. The transcript has 9 exons.
AUGGACCAGCCUUUAGCCCUUCAACAGCAGCAGCAGCAGCCUCAUGAUGAACAGCCCGCCCCAUUUGCGGAGGAUAAGGCUCCCGCCAAGCCGCCUAUCGUAAGAGGCGCCCGAGCCUGCACUGUCUGCAGAGCUGCAAAGAUGAAGUGUGUCGGUGCCGACGACGGAAAUAACAUUCCCUGCCAGCGCUGCAAGCGAUCGGGUGCAGAAUGUAUUUUCGAGAAGCAUCGUCGCGGUCGUAAGCCCGGUUCGAGACUGUCAGAAGCGUCAAAGAUGCUGCGUCGUCUCGAGAAAGGCCUUAACAACGCGAAGCAAAAGCACCCUGUCAACAAUAGCCUGACGUUGCCCCCUUUGGGUCCUCCCCGUGCUGGAGGGAGCCGCUAUCGUCCAGAUGAGGAAGCCGGGCCGAGCGGCUCUCACUUUGCUAGCAACGAAUUGCCACCGCUUAACCUUCCGCCGCACCUGCAAGAGCGCUACCCCCGUUCCCACGAUGCGUCCGACUCUGAGAUGGACGAGGACGGCGAGGUGGACGACGAGAACGGGAUGUAUCCUGCGCGGCUGAUUAAACAGAACGCCCGGCACUCUUCCUUCUUCAAAACCAUUCUUAACCCUGAGCAGGUUGACGUUCCUGUGUCGCGCUCGGCAGGUAGCUCGGAGCGGGCGUUCUCUCAAAAUCCCCAGUCGCCUUCUUUCCCUUCGCACCAGGCGCCGACCUCUGUCAACUCAUUGUUUGGUAGUAACUCCCCUCUGAAGGACCCUGUCGAGGCUGGACUCAUUGACCUGAAGAAAGUCGAGCAUCUCUGGGACAUGUUCUACAUUCGUCUCAAUCCCUUCAUUAACCUCUUUGAUCCUGCCCUACAUUCGGUCGAGUACGUCCGCCAACGUAGCCCCUUUCUCUUCACCGCACUUGUGAUGGCUUGUUGCAAGUUUUUCCAGCCCGAACUGUACCAAUCGGUACUCCGGCUUGCACAUGACUUCGCUAUACGCGCGUUCGCGGAGAACUGGAAAAGCGUCGAGGUGGUGCAGGCAUUCGCAUGCAUGACGUACUGGAAGGAGCCCGACGAUACUCGGACAUGGACGUACAUCGGAUAUGCAUGCCGGAUGGCGGUCGAGCUCGGGCUGAAUCGCUACGUCGGAAAGCGCGCGGUGGGUGAGGCGGAGCCGCAGAUGCGCGAGCGGCGGAAUCGCGAGCGCACGUACCUCGUGCUGUUCGUGCAUGAUCGCAGCCUGAGCAUGCAGACGGGGAAGCACUGGAUGCUGCCUGCGGAAGACCUGCUCGUCUCGCACGCGAGCACGUGGCACGAGGAGGGCGGAAUACCGAUGCGCCAGGAGGACGUGGUCGUCGCGGCGUUCACGGAGCUACGGCGUAUUGCAGCGGAGACGACGGAUGUGUUCAAUAUGCACCAGGGCGGACGGGGCCCGAACAAUCAGGAUUGCAAUUAUGAGAUGUUAUUGAGAAACUGCAACCAGAAGCUGAAUGGAUGGCUGUCGAAUUGGUGGCAAGAGAUGGAAAGAGCGCGCGGAUCGUCAUUCCAUUUUAGCUUUAUGCAGUUUUUCCAGUUGCAUGUCAGGUUGUUCCUCAACACGUUCGGGAUCAACUCGCCCAGUAAUCAGGGCUCGGGCUCGCCCAUCAACGUGCAGGCGUUGCACAUGUGCUACACGAGCGCGAUGGACAACCUGAGGAUUAUGGCGGACGACUUUGCCAAGCUGCAGAUGCUUCGCUACGGCCAGGAUUCCACCACUGUUAUGACUGCAUACUCUGCCGUUGUUCUCAUGAAGUUGCUCCGAGGCCCGAAUCGCCUUGAUGAGCUUAAAGAAGGCGCCGUGCAGGAGAUUCACAACAUGAUCAUGAAGACGGCCAAGGCGUACCAGGACGCAGCGCACCUCUCGCCUGCCUCCUCUUCCGCAGCGUAUCACGCGCGGUUCCUGCAGUCGCUCGUGGAGAACGAUCUGCACAAGAUGCGGCAGCGGGAGCUUCAGCAGCAGCGGGUGGAGUUGAAGCACGACACGGCGUCACCGUACCCAUCGCGUACGCAGCUGCCACACUCGCCGGUGAACACGAACGGGCACGCGCCACAGGGAUACGGCCACCAGCAGCAAGUAUACGCGCCGUCGGUAAUGCAGGGCGGGCAAGUGGGGCAUAGCAACGGAUUCCACACACCGUCGUCGAGCGUGACGAUGUCGGUGUCUCCGAUCGGUUCGUAUCAGCACUCGAAUGGAUAUGUGAACCCGCAUACUCGGGAGGCCGAGUAUGCGGGUACCAUGGUGGACGGGCAGCGAAACGAUGCCAUGUGCAACUAUAGCCUGUCUGGGAUCUCGACGACGUACAGCCAGUAUCUCGCGCAGCCGCUUAACCAACAAAACGAUAUGUGCAUGCGGAACGUGCUGGAGGAUCUGGGCUUCGGCGAGGGUUCGGAGUCGGUGUAUACGAGCGGGGGAUACCAAGCGGGCGUGGUGGGCCAGACGGGCGCGAUGCCGCCUGCGCAGACCGGGUAUAGCGUGGUGAGCUACCGCGAGAGCGAGAAUGGGUACGCGACGCACCAGCCGGCGCAACACUAUGCGUACUCGAUGAUGGGUCCGUACCAGACAUCGGCGUGUGGCGGGCGGUGA